Messenger RNA from Brienomyrus brachyistius, 5244 nucleotides. RefSeq names its product protein ELFN1-like. The record is from RefSeq and is a predicted model, not a curated record. Gene Ontology annotation, cellular component: plasma membrane. Gene Ontology annotation, molecular function: protein binding. Bases 865 to 3258 code for a protein of 797 amino acids. The transcript has 3 exons. NCBI's taxonomy places the organism in Eukaryota, Metazoa, Chordata, Actinopteri, Osteoglossiformes, Mormyridae.
AAACCAAUCAAUAGGCACAAACGGGAGGUUUUACGAAAAGGGGACGGGCGAAUGGUGCCAAUCAAAUUGUGCUUCAAGAGAGUUAAGGAUGGAAGGAUCUUGUCAUCUUCAGGACGCUAGGUUUAGGUUUCCGAAUAUAUUUUCCCAGUUUGUUUUUUAGAAAACACGUGGAUUUGAGGUGCCACGAGACUUCUUUCUUUACUCAGAUUCUGCGCACUGGGCUUGUACUCGCGUAGUUUACAAUUAAUGUGAUCUAUUAAUAUGAAGGACUUUUAAUUCUACCAAGAAGGCUGUACUUGGAUGAAGGUUAUAUUAUACCAAGAACUCUGACUUAUUGUAACUUAAAAACACUAUCUACAAAAAAAGUCAUCUAUAUGACAUGCUGUAUGUGUUUCUGAAAAGACUGGGGAGGUUCUCAUGAACAAAGGAAGCAUGGUGCCACCAAGGAACAGAGAAGUGUGUUCAGGCGCAAGUUCCACAAGGUGAACUUCUGAGGGACUAUUUCAAAGUCAUAAAUGCAAGUCCAAUCAAGUGGAAGGCAAAGACACAGGGUUUUGAGACUGAAAGGAAAUGUUAUUCACCAGGGAAAUAAGCAAAAGACAAUCUAAAAUUAUGAUACAGUGAAGCUAAAAGCUUCUUUACUUUGUGCCAUCCAACAUUCAUAUGUGGGACGGAACACACAGUCUGCCACUGCCUCUCCGGACACGGUGGAGACCUACCAGUGUGAGGGACCCUUUUCUAGCCAGUAUCAGAGCAUCAACAAAACACUGGACCAUCUAGCGACGUUGCCUAUUCACAUAAAGUCGGAUCCUGCCUUGCUGCAAGCUAACUGGGGUCGAAAUCCUGUGACCAUCUGCAGACAUAAUGACCCCCGGAUCACGGACGGCUUUCCACGGGGGCGUGGUCAUGAGUGCCUUUUGCUGGUGGGCGGCGCUGCUCCUUUUCUUUCAAACAACCGGGGUCAGGGGGGACUGCUGGCUGAUCGAGGGAGAAAAGGGAUUCGUAUGGCUGGCGAUCUGCAGCCAAAACCAGCCGCCUUACGAGUCUAUACCACAGCACAUCAACAGCACCAUUGUGGACCUACGGCUUAAUGAAAACAAGAUCAAAAGCAUCCACUACUCCUCCCUGAGUCGCUUUGGUAACCUGACAUACUUAAAUCUAACCAAGAAUGAGAUUACGUAUAUAGAAGAUGGGGCGUUUUCUGCUCAGUUCAACCUACAGGUCCUUCAGCUGGGCUUCAACAAGCUACGGAAUCUGACCGAAGGGAUUCUGCGGGGUUUGGGCAAAUUACAGUAUCUCUACCUCCAGGCCAAUCUGAUUGAAACCGUGACACCCAAUGCCUUUUGGGAAUGUCCCAACAUUGAAAACAUUGACCUUUCGAUGAACCGGAUCCAGCAGUUGGACGGGGCGAUUUUCACUGGUCUGAGCAAGCUGACCACUUGUGAGCUCUACACAAACCCUUUCAAUUGCUCCUGCGAGCUCCUGAGCUUCCUCAGGUGGCUAUCCGUUUUUCCCAACAGGACAAAUGAACGCAUGGUGUGCGACUCUCCUCCAGGAUACUCUGGCUACAGUCUGCUAAGCCAGAAUCCGAACAUGCCCACCUUUCGUAAUGCCUUCCACGCACUCUCGACGGUGUGCACGGAUGAGUAUGUCACUCUGUAUAUCACGGGAACUCCGGACACCACUACCCUCUCGCCGUACUCCACUCCUUGCGGACUGGAGGACUGCUCAUCCGGAACCGAACCCGAAGAAACUAUAAACAUUAUCACACCGUACAUCGAUCCUGAUGUGAAACCCAUCAUGAAGCUGAAGCAGGUGACACACACCAGUGCCAACAUUCUCGUUCAGAUCCCACAUCCGUUCAAGAAAAUGUAUAUCUUGGUUCUUUACAAUAACAGCUUCUUCACUGAUAUCCAAAAUCUGAAGAAUCAACGAGAGGAAAUUGAGUUGAAAAACCUGAAGGCCCACACUGAGUAUACCUACUGCGUUGCUUCCAUUCGUAAUUCUCUGCGAUUCAACCACACUUGUCUGACAAUCUCUACGGGACUCAAAAGUGAAAAGGGGAAUGGAUCGGAUAACAGUUCUACAGCCACACACUAUAUCAUGACAAUCCUGGGUUGUCUCUUUGGCAUGGUGAUUGUUUUAGGCAUGGUUUACUACUGCUUGCGAAAGAAACGGCACCAGGACGAAAAGCACAAAAAGGCAGGCAACAUGAAGAAAAACAUAAUCGAACUUAAGUACGGUAGUGAACUGGAAGGUGGGACCAUCUCCCAGAUGUCCCAAAAGCAGAUAAUGGCUGGUGAGAGCGUGCCGCGGAUGCCAUAUUUACCGUCCAGUGGUGAAAUGGAACAGUACAAACUGCAGGAAAUCAGUGAAAUCCCUAAAACAGCCAAGGGGAAUUACAUAGAGGUACGCACCGGAGAGCAGGCCGACCACAGAGAAUGUGAUAUAUCCAUAGCUGGGAACAACCAAGGCUCAGUGGCAGAAAUCUCCACAAUUGCGAAAGAGGUUGACAAAGUGAACCAGAUUAUAAACAACUGUAUAGAUGCCCUGAAAUCAGAAUCCACGUCUUUUCAAGGAGUGAAGUCGGGAGCUGUAUCCACCGCAGAACCCCAGCUAGUACUCAUAUCAGACCAGCCACAGGGCAAAACGGGUUUCCUGUCUCCUGUCUACAAAGACACUUACCACCACCCUGUGCAGAGGCACCACAGCAUGGAGGCCACUCCCAAGCGGUCCAGCACCUCCUCCAGUGGCUCCAUACGGAGCCCCAGGUCAUUCCGCUCUGAGGGAGCCUACAAGUCAGAGGCCAAGUACAUCGAGAAGACGUCGCCCAAGGCUGAGAGCAUCGUGAAGAUCACACCGGCCGCUGCCAUCCUGAGAGCGGAGGCGGAGAAGAUACGGCAGUACAGCGAGCACCGGCACUCCUACUCAGGCUCCCAUCAGCUCGAGCAGCUGGAGGGGCCUGGCAGUCGGAAGCCAUCCAUCCUGGAGCCCCUGACACGAUCGCGCGCCAGAGAUCUCGCCUACUCCCAGCUCUCACCGCAGUAUCACAACCUGAGCUAUUCUUCCAGUCCCGAGUACUGCAAACCAUCCCAGAGCAUCUGGGAGCGCUUCAAACUCCACCGCAAGCGCCACAAAGAGGAGGAGUACGUGGCGGCGGGGCACGCCUUGCGCAAAAAAGUCCAGUUCGCUAAGGAUGAGGACUUGCAUGACAUUUUAGACUACUGGAAAGGCGUUUCAGCUCAGCAGAAAUCUUGAUUAAUUACAAAUAUUUGCUUUUAAUUCUGGACCAAAAUAAUAUAGAUGAAAACACUUCAAAUUAAAGAAAAAAAGAUUUAAAAGGAAAAUGCCUUGGUUAUUCUAGUCUCUGCAGCUAUUUCAAUUCUGAAUAUCGUUCUGGAGACAAUGGACAAAGGCCCUCCACAAUUAGGGUCUCGAGUUUGUGAGAACACGCACCAAAUUAAAGGAUGACAAAUUUGAAAGUAUAACUACUACCGUGUGUUCAUCUCUCUUUUUCUCACGGAAAAAAAACUAAUCAACAGAAACAUUAUUGGAAUAUAAUAAUUUGGUUAUCGCAUGGCUGUGUCCUGUUACUGUGGAUUAACUAUUGUGUACUUUCAGUAAGAAGCGAAUGACCUUAACCUGUCUGCUGAAUACCCUGAAUGCAGGACUAUGUACAUGGCAGAGAACUACACUCUCAAGCACACUUUGCUCCUACAUUAUGUUAUAGCUGCAUAGUAACCUAUUUAUCACUUAAUUGUACACAAAGAUAAUUAUGUACAGGUAAAAAGAAUUCUAUAUUUGCAAUGCUGUGUAAAAAAACAUCAUAACAAAUGAUUACCUGUUUCUAUCAGGUUUUAACCAUGAUUUUACAAACGGCUUCUUCAAUAUUUUCCAAUCUCAAAUGAAUGUCUUCUAUCCUGAGAGAUAGAGAACUGCACUGUUCAACAAAACGGUAUAUCUUCUACAAUAUACCCCAUUGUUUUUUUUUUUAACUCUUUUGCUAAUGCAUAUGAUUUGCGGACGUCUUAAAUGAGACCUGCACAAUUCAUCAUUCUUCAUGUAACUUUAUUCAACCAAAGUGCUGUGGUAGCAAGUCAAUACAUGUUCUGCCACUAAAACGUGAUCAUAGGGAUCUGAGUAUGAAUGUAUUCUGUACAUAAUGGAGGUGUUUGCCAGCUUUUUGUCAUAAGCGGUGUCUUUCUUUUUGCUUUCCUACUCUCCAGUGUUUACUUUUCAUAGCCUGUGGAACAAUGAGUUUGCCCAGUUUCUACAUUUUUUACUUUGUACUGAGAUACUUUAUCCUUUGACAGAUGUCAUGGGAAACUAUCCAGUUCAAACGUAUUGUGACACCUGCUGAAAAUGAAUGCAGGUCAUUUUUAUCAAAGACCUAUCAUCCUGUAUCGAAACUUGUCAGCUUCUGAUCUUUUCUUGUUGGAAGCCCAUAACUUGGGACUCCUUACCUACUCAGUAAAAUACUGUGGAAGCCAGCUGAUACCUGGCGUUAGAGGUGAAAAGGCAGAAUAAUGUGACACGUCAGCAUCCUUCCACUAAGAAAAAUGAUCAUUAUUAAUGUAUUAUUCCAAUGUAGAACUGUAACAUUGCUUUUGUGAAUGUUCAUAUCCAUUCAACGAACAUAACUAAGGAAGUUGAAGAGAGUUCAAAGUUUGUAACCUAUUCAACAUUAAUGUUACUUACACUCAGUUGUUACAUUGAGAUGAACUGUUACUACCACUUUGUGUACAGUCUAUAUCUUAGAGUGGAUUCUAGAAAUAUUUGCAUAGGUUAUUUUUUAUUUCAAAAGCCUUACGGUUAUGAUUUGUUUUCCUUAUGUAUUAAUAAGAUGCUACUAUAUUUGCUCAUCAGUUGUUAUUUUUCUAAAUUCAGUUUAGAUUCUUUGUGUGUUUUGAUUACAGGUAUAUUAACGAGUAACCAAUAUGUUUUCGUUUUCAUACUGCAUAUUGUAGCACCUCUUGUCUUUAUGAAGUCAGAGAACAUCUGAUGAUUUCCAGAAAGGACGGGAGGCAGCCUCCCGGAAGGCGAUGGAUGUGCGUACAUAGCGGCUGUACCCGUGCGAGACCUGCACGCUGGUGGAUUUCAAAUGGUUUUAUGAUCCAUCAGAAAUAAACAAGAGCACAAUAAAGCUUUUCUUAAUGAACGGCGAUCUGCUUGCAGAGAGGCUCGGUAUUGUGGGCGGGGUUUGGGGAGUCAUCGGCUUCAUCAGCACUCACUGUAGGAAGGUCU